AUGGAGCCUCUGGAAUCAGUGACGUUUGAAGAUGUAGCGAUCAACUUCACCCAGGAAGAGUGGGCCCUGCUGGACACAUCCCAGAGAAACCUGUUCAGAAAUGUGAUGCUGGAAAAUAUCACCCACCUGGUCUCCGUAGGGUAUCAGAUCAGCAAAUCAGAUGUGAUUUCCCAGCUCGAACAAGGAAAAGAGCUGUGGAGUGAAGCAACAGGAUGCCUCCAAGGCCAGAGUCCAGACGGUGAAAGUCCACUUAGACAAGAAAUGAUAUUCACGCAAAGUGUCUACAGGAAGCACAUAUCUGCCACCAUGCCAAUGGAUCACAUUCACACUAGAGGUAAAUCAUGUGACUGUCCUCUCUGUGGGAAAGCCUUUAGUAAUUCCUCUUGUCUCAGACGACACAAGAUGAUUCAUACUGGAGAGAAACCAUAUAAAUGUCAUCUCUGUGGACGUGGCUUUCUGCAAAGUUCUGACCUUAGAAAUCACAAGCGGAUCCACACUGGAGAGAAACCAUAUAAAUGUCAUGUGUGUGGGAAAGUCUUCAGUCAAAGUUCCUACCUGAAAGAACAUGAGAAAGCUCAUACAGGAGAGAAGCCAUAUAAAUGCCAGAAGCACUAUGAAUGUCAUCAGUGUGGGAAAGCCUUUAGUCAGAGCUCUGGACUUAGUCAGCACAAGAGAAUCCACACUGGAGAGAAACCACACGUAUGUCUUCUGUGUGGGAAGGCCUUCAGUCACAGUUCUGAAUUGACUCGGCACAAAAGGACCCACACAGGAGAGAAACCCUAUAAAUGUCAGCAGUGUGGGAAUGCUUUCAGUCAAUAUGCAAACCUGAGAAGACACGAGAGAACCCACAUUGGAGAGCAGCCCUAUGAAUGUCAGUGGUGUGGAAAAUGCUUCAGUCACGGCUCUUCCCUUAGACGACAUGAGGGAACUCAGCACUGGAGAGAAAGUCAGGAGGGCCCUCAGUAG
Molecule: messenger RNA, 966 nt
Organism: Balaenoptera ricei (Rice's whale)
Lineage: Eukaryota; Metazoa; Chordata; Mammalia; Artiodactyla; Balaenopteridae
Product: zinc finger protein 383-like
Exons: 6
Coding region: 1-966 (321 amino acids)
Biological process (GO): regulation of transcription by RNA polymerase II
Molecular function (GO): DNA-binding transcription factor activity, RNA polymerase II-specific; RNA polymerase II cis-regulatory region sequence-specific DNA binding
Source: RefSeq, a predicted model, not a curated record